ACCGGACUUUUCUUUUCCAGUUUUGCCCCCCUGUCACAGGUAGGCAGGUGGCACUCGGGGCCUCGCCUGAGCUUACCUGGGUUAAGCCACGCCCUGACUGGGAAUCAGACGCUCGUACUAUUGGAGUUCACCUGCAGCACAAUUCACGAGAAACGAAACUCAGCCUUCGCUGCGUCAUUGCUCUCUAUCGCAGCGCUCGCUGGCAGCAACUCAAGUCCAACAGUUUCCAAGUGGACUCGCCCAGUAAAUGAUUGAUCAAAGUGGUUUGACUGCGAAGCGCCAGUGUGUUUAUCUGCACUAAUCCCCCUUCGCCAGCACCAACUCACCGACGAGUGAGUCGCAACCUGUUCCGUCCCUGAUAGAUGAAGAGGUGGAGACAUGGAGCAGGCGCUGUUUGACCACCGUGCGAAGCCCGGAGACCUGAUCGAGAUCUUCCGCGGGUCAUACGAGCACUGGGCCAUCUACGUCGGAGGAGAAGAGGUGGUUCAUUUGAUUCCUCCGCAGGAGGAGUCGGGGGCCUCGGACCUGUUCAAGUUCCUGGACAGCAGCACGGCGCAGGUGAGGCGUCAGAAGCUCCGCGAGGUGGUCGGCUUCCACCGCUUCCGCAUCAACAACCUCCGGGACGGCGAGUGCGAGCCGCGAGAGCGACGCGCCAUCGUGAGGGACGCCUGCGCGAUGGUGGGCCGCGAGCUGCCGUACUGCUUGGCGACUAGCAACUGCGAGCACUUUGUCACCGAGCUGCGCUACGGCAAGCCCAGGUCUCAGCAGGUGGAGGCGGUAGCCGUGAUGGGCGGCGUGGCCACAGCGGGAGUGGCCCUGGCCGUUCUGGGAGCCGCUCUGUUCGCCAGCUUCUCCAGCAAAGAUGACGACAACGAGAGAAGCAGACGAAGAAGAAAUCGCUGAUGACGACGACAAAGUGGCGAGAUGAACAGAAAGAUCUCACGAAGUCGCUAUAAUCAACUAAAUGAAUAAAUUAUUUCACGUGUACUCACAAAAAAAGUUGUAUUAUCGACACACAAAGACGAAUAAGAAGAUGUUCUUCAGCUUUUUUUCAGAAAUGACAUUCCUGAAAUAUAUAUACUUGUACUGCAAUAAAAGAUAAUUUAUGAGAAUUA
Messenger RNA from Scophthalmus maximus (turbot), 1115 nucleotides. RefSeq names its product phospholipase A and acyltransferase 4. Gene Ontology annotation, cellular component: cytoplasm. The record is from RefSeq and is a predicted model, not a curated record. NCBI's taxonomy places the organism in Eukaryota, Metazoa, Chordata, Actinopteri, Pleuronectiformes, Scophthalmidae. The transcript has 4 exons. The coding region runs from base 379 to 903 and encodes 174 amino acids. Gene Ontology annotation, biological process: N-acylphosphatidylethanolamine metabolic process. Gene Ontology annotation, molecular function: A2-type glycerophospholipase activity; glycerophospholipid phospholipase A1 activity.